GUCUACAGUGAAAGAGCGAAAACUUCGGUUUAUGUGUGAAAGUACCUGAAGAACUGUCCAUUGAGAUUUUGGUUAGAAAUUUGAAAGACCAUUGAAAAAAAAAAAAAAAAAAAACACCCGAGAUUUCCAAAAAGCGCUUUCCCAAGUGACUGCGCUACGCGGAUGAGAGACGAGGAGGGAAUGGGAUUUAUUUACAAGCUGGAAACGGGUCCAUCUGUCGAAAUUGAGCGAAACUGACUGUGUUUCAAAGAAAAUGCAUUUUUAACGAUCGGAGGAAACCAGAAGACAAGGCGAGUCAGAAUAAGAAAAGCGCGGGAGUGACUAUCACUAAAAUCUGUAUGAGGUGUCGCGCGAACGGGCGCUUCACGCGGGGCGAUGGAGAUGCUGAUAUACUGGAGACCUGGAAUACUUCUGUUUCUUACCUUACUGUGGGUCUCUCCAGGUGAUUCUCAAUGGGUGGAGAUUCCACGGAAAGACAUGGAGGUAGUCAUGGGCCAAAUGGUUGUUCUGGAGGCCUGGUACACCCCCACUACUCCCAUAGAUAAGAACACAGUCAUCUGGAACUUCAUGGCCAAUGAAUCCAAACAAAUCAUCUCCUACACAGCAGGACAGAUUGGCAUGGGCAGCACUGAGUUUCGGAAGCGGGUGGGCUUUACAAUGUCCAUGCCCUCCGCCAACCUGUCUAUCUACAUCAACAACACACAGGAGUCGGACUCAGGACGCUACCUUUGUAAUGUUAUCAUCCCUGGAGCUCCAGGACUUUCUGGGGAACUACGCCUCAAUGUUAAAGUUCCUCCAUCCACUCCUGUGUGCUCUAUGACGGGACAUCCUGUAGUGAGUGGCAAUGUAACACUGAGCUGUAAAUCCAGCUAUGGCAAACCUGUUCCUCAGUACAAGUGGACCAAAGCAGCUCCUCUCUCUGAAGUUUUCUUCUUUCCCAUGCAAAAGUGGAGAUCCUGCCCCCAGCCUGUGCUUGUGCUGGGCUACAUGGAUGAAAGGCAAGGCACUCUUCGACUUAGCAACCUCACCAAAAGCAUGUCUGGCAAGUAUGUCUGCCGUGCCAGCAACACAGCGGGGACUGAUAGCUGCCACAUCAAUUUAGAGGUCUCCACCCCUAACAAUGCCUGGGUCGUUGCUGGUGCCACGGUGGGUUCAGUGGUGGGACUGAUGGCUCUUAUCUUAUUCCUGAUUUUUAUCCUGAAGAGAAACCGUGACACAGAGGAGGAGAUGGCCAAUGACAUUAAGGAAGAUGCACAGGCGCCUAAACGGGUUUCCUGGGCUAAAAGCGGCACUGGAUCCGACAUCAUAUCAAAGAACGGCACGUUAUCCUCCAUAGCCACCAGUCCUCCUCCGCAGGACCAUCUGCCCAACAACCAUUACCCGUAUCCUCCAGGUGCCUCUGACACUGCCUCCAUACUCACAGCCUCUGGGAGCACCACCACCUAUCGCCUCCGCCUUGGAGAACCCAACCCACUUCACGGCCUGCCUGGGUAUAACAUCAGCAGUGCGCCCAAUCACAUGCAACUUCAUCACCUUCACCAUAACCCUCAUCGCCAUCACAGUCCCGCAGUCCUCAGCCCCAACAGCUGCUCCACACACAGGACUGAGGGGCCCAUGCCGCAGGCCCCACACCCACUCAACAUGCCUAUAAACACUGCCACUCUGUCCCGCAUGGGUGCUGUGCCAGUUACGGUGCCUGCCCAGAACCACGUAGGUUCAUUGGUUUAGGACACAAGAUGACUUAUGUCCUCAGACAGUAGCCAAAAUUGUUUGAGGAAAGGUUUUAACAAUGGUGAAGAUGUAAUGGUUAACAAUUGUAAAGAUAACAGAAAUAGACUAGCUUUUUUAUACAUCAAAGACUAAAAUAAGUACAGUAAAUCUGUUAAGAAACCCUUUGGUUUGUUUGAUAAAGGGUUAUGUUUUGUGUUUUCUACUGAGUAUAGUUUGUUUUAUGAUGCCUAAACACUCUGAACUUAUUCUUUUUCAAACCAAUACACUGACCAUUUAUUUGGGCAAUUUUACAAAUGUAAAAAAACAUUUUGCUUCACUGUGUGUUGUGCAGUAGAAUGCUAGACAUUAUGAAGGGAUGCAGGCACCACUAAUUAUGUUUGACUGUU
Messenger RNA from Myxocyprinus asiaticus (Chinese sucker), 2117 nucleotides. It is a transcript of the gene esamb, whose product is annotated as endothelial cell adhesion molecule b. Gene Ontology annotation, biological process: homophilic cell-cell adhesion. Gene Ontology annotation, cellular component: plasma membrane; adherens junction. Gene Ontology annotation, molecular function: cell-cell adhesion mediator activity. The coding region runs from base 376 to 1728 and encodes 450 amino acids. The record is from RefSeq and is a predicted model, not a curated record. NCBI's taxonomy places the organism in Eukaryota, Metazoa, Chordata, Actinopteri, Cypriniformes, Catostomidae. The transcript is spliced from 8 exons.